AUGGCAGUGGUGGCCCAAGGCUUCUAUCCACGGGAGUUGGAUCCACGGCUACCACUCCAAGGUUUGAUCCAACGAGCACGUGCCAAGCAGGAGAAGGCCAUGGCCGAGAUGAAAUUGGAAGAUGCGAUGCAGCAUGUGGCGCAGUGCCCAUUGGACAACAUUAUUCAGAUACAGCAGUGCAUCAAUAUGCUGCAGGAUGCCAUGCAAAAAGGCGAAGAGACAGGCGCCAAUCCAGUGCUCAUGUUCGCAGUUGAGGAGCUCUUGACAGAUUUGCGUGGCCGGAAGGCACGACAUGAUGAGUUCCACUCUGAGAGGAUUGCUGCGUGGCAUCAUCUCCAACAAUCCUGCAUCCAACUACACAACAGCGCUUCGGCAGCGCUCAAGGAGCGGAAGGCUCUACAAGCAGCAUUCCAAGAGAGGAGCCCGAAAGUGCCGAGUGGCUACAAGGAAGAAUUGCCAGUACCAAGUUGCUCCGUCAGCAAGAGUUUGCAAGUUUCUUUGGGUCACUUUUUGGAGCUCGGCCUCAAUUCCACUGAUGAUAUUCAGGCGGAGACUGAAAACCUACUGGAGCUGCUCAUUUCUGUGGCUGGUCUGAAAGAUUUCUUCCAGCUUCCACCACCUACGGAUGUCUUCCAGCUAAAUGAUCGGCAAGUAGAUUUGGCCAGCAUUUAUCCCAACUUCAAGGAGUUCGCUGACGUUGCAUCACCCCCAAUAGGUCCGAUCCCUGGAUUGCUGAAGGAUUGCGUUCGUGACUUUCAGAAGCUCUUAGACACCUGGGCCAAGCUUGUUGCAGAGGCGAUGCCAAGAGGCCUUCUUCAGGCCAUUCUUUCAGGUUCAAGCGACCUGGUUGCCGCUUGCUUGUAUGUUUGUGUGGACAAGCCUGCGGUCUUUGCGCAAGUCAGAGACGAGCGAACUGGCGCUGGAGCUGUCCAUGUCGCUGCAGCCGAGGGGCAUACCACCAUCAUCAAGGUCUUGGUGGAGAACGGUGCUGAUGUGCACGAGGUCAGCCUCAAUGGGCAAUCAGCCUUGGAUGUUGCCAUAGAAACACUUCAGAAGCAAGCUAUCGAUGUGGAUUUACAGUUGGCGGGCCGAUUGCAAGAGACGGUGGACUUGCUGCACAAUGAGUACAAAGUGAUCAGCUACGAUUACGUGAAAUAUAAAAAGCGCGGUGCCUGGUUCAAGCGACCAGAGACCAUGCUGAAGUGGCUCCGGAUCAAGCAACUGCUGGAACAUCACUUCGAGAAUCUGAAAAAGGCUUUCUUGGAGAUCGACACCAACCAUUCGGGUGGAAUUGUGAAAUACGAGUGGGAAGCAAUGUUUGGAGCAGAAGGUCAGGUCAAAGAUGCUUUAGCGGCUGCAGAUUUGGAGUCCAACGAUGUCUUUGGAAUGCUUGAUGGCUUGGACAUGGAGGGCAAGGACAUGGUGAUUACAAAAUCUGCCUUCGAACUGCUUGAUUUGCUUGAUUGGCACUUGACCUCAGACAUUUGGCAGGAUAUCUUGCUCAAGCCGCUGUUCGCAGGGGAGCCCAGCCAGUAG
Molecule: messenger RNA, 1536 nt
Organism: Cladocopium goreaui
Lineage: Eukaryota; Dinophyceae; Suessiales; Symbiodiniaceae
Source: the annotation of a GenBank genome assembly